UAAGAAAAAAUUUUGAAAUACUUUUUAAAAUAAUUAAAUUUGGGGGUGAGAUAGGGGUGGGGGUGGGAUAGGGGUGAUAGGGUAUUGAGGGCGGGGUAGAUGAUUUUGAGAUUUUUAUGAACAUUUCAACUUUAAAGUUAGAUUGAAAGAGAGUUUUAGAAAAUGUUUUCCUAGUUUUGAAAGGAAGUCAUUUUUCUUAGAUUUAAAAAAAAUAAGUUGGUUUGAAAAAUAUUUUCUAAAAUAUAUAAGCCAACCAAACAUAAGAAAACUGAAAAAUAUUUUCUGAUACCAAACACAGCGUUAGUGGAAAAAAAAUUGAUCCAUUCAAAUAUUCUGUGUGUGGGGAAAAUAAUGAACAAACCUUUGGUACAAGAGAGUAGGUGCUGGAUGCCCACUUGUUUUUUCCUCAGUUUUUUCGACACUGUUCUUCUUUACUUAGUUCUGUCUUAUUGAAGAAAAGAAUAGCAAUAAGCUCUAAUUGGGAAGGCAACUUCUCUAGUGGAGCUUCAAUAACUCCAUAAUUUUUCCAUAUUUGUUUCCUAUGGCAUGCAUUGGAAUGGGAUUGGAAGUUGUCACAAGAAAAAUCAAGAACUGCUUCAAAGGGAAAAAAGGUAUUGAAAACAGAGACAACAACAUAGCAGAAAGAUGGGAGAUUUUGAGUGGUAAGAACAAUUGGGAUGGCUUACUUGACCCUUUGGAUUACGAUCUUCGACGAUACCUCAUUCACUAUGGUCAAAUGCCUCAAGCCAUCUGCGAUUCAUUCAACAGUGAAGUAGCUUCAAAGAAUUUAGGAAGAAAUCGAUACUCAAAAAAGAACCUCUUCACAAGAGUGGGGCUAGACAAAAACAACCCCUUCAAAUAUGAGAUCACUAAAUAUGUUUAUGGAGCUUCAGAUGUAUCGAGUAAACCUGAAAAGAUCAAAGUAUCGAAUUGGAUCGCGUUUGUUGCUGUAGCUACUGAUGAGGGUAAAGUUGAAUUAGGAAGGAGGGAUAUUUUGAUUGCUUGGAGAGGGACCAUGUGUCCUGCAGAACUUAAUGAUGAUAACGAUUGGUUCUUGGUCCGACCCACGAAAAUCUUUGGUGAAAAUACGGAUAACAUUCUUGUACACAGAGGUUUUUAUUCUGUUUAUACUUCUCUUAAUGAGCCUUCAAGAUUCAAUCGAACAACCAGUGCCAGAGACCAGGUACUUGAAGAAGUUAAACGGCUGGUGGAGCAAUACAAGAGAGAAACUGUUAGCAUUACUCUAAGUGGCCACAGUUUGGGUUCAGCAUUGGCCACACUAUGCGCAAUUGACGUAGUUGUCAACCAAAUCAAUAAGGAGUUCCCCGUGACUGCAUUUUUAUUUGGUAGCCCUCGAGUUGGAGAGGUGAAUUUCAAGAAAGCUUAUGAGAAUCUGAAAAAUAUUCAGAUCUUGCGCGCUAGAAAUGCCACGGAUUCUGUUCCAAAUAUGCCAGACCGUGGACAGGUCGAAGGUUCUACAACAGAUUGGAGAGUGUAUGAAGAUGUUGGUUUUGAGCUUCCAAUUGAUACUACAAAGUCAGAGUACUUGAAGAAAUACAUAAAUGGUCAUAUUCUGGAGGUUUAUUUGCACGGAAUUGCUGGAACACAUGGACCGAAAGGAGAUUUCAAGUUGGAAAUAAACCGAGAUAUUGCUUUGGUGAAUAAGGAAGCGCCCUUAUUGAAGGAAGAAUAUGGUAUACCAGUGGCAUGGUGGAUCGUGAAAAAUAAAGGAAUGGUUCAACAAGAAGAUGGAUCUUGGACUCUCGAUGAUCGCGAGGAUGAUAGUGAUUAAAUCUUUCAUUUCUCAAAAACAAAUGAUCAUUUUUUGAGAAACAAGUUGCUAUGAUCUGGUCAAUGCAAUCUGUUUGUACUCAACUUUUAAACUUGGUUUUGGUAAUUCAAAUUCACAGGCUUAUGCUUUAAAUGCAA
Molecule: messenger RNA, 1929 nt
Organism: Capsicum annuum
Lineage: Eukaryota; Viridiplantae; Streptophyta; Magnoliopsida; Solanales; Solanaceae
Product: phospholipase A1-II 1
Exons: 2
Coding region: 542-1792 (416 amino acids)
Biological process (GO): lipid metabolic process
Molecular function (GO): glycerophospholipid phospholipase A1 activity
Source: RefSeq, a predicted model, not a curated record